GCUCCUCAUAAUUUACUCAUCCUUCUUAAUUCCCAAAAGACCACUCUUCCUUUCUAUAAUUUUCUAGGGUUUAGCAAUGGCUGCCGAGGUUGAGUACAGGUGCUUCGUUGGCGGCCUCGCUUGGGCCACCACUGACCAAGUCCUCCAAGAGGCUUUUAGCCAGUACGGUGAAAUCAUCGAUUCGAAGAUUAUAAAUGACCGUGAAACCGGAAGAUCUCGUGGUUUUGGAUUUGUGACCUUUGGCAAUGAGAAGGCAAUGAGAGAUGCUAUUGAUGGAAUGAACGGCCAGGACCUCGAUGGCCGUAACAUCACCGUUAACGAAGCUCAAUCCCGCGGAAGUGGCGGAGGCGGUGGCUACAACCGCAACAGCGGUGGCGGAGGUUAUGGAGGAGGUGGACGCCGUGAAGGCGGCGGCGGUUACAGCCGUGGCGGCGGCGGCUACGGAGGUGGUGGAAGCGGAUAUGGUAGUGGUGGCGGCGGCGGUUAUGGCGGCGGCCGUGACCGUGGUUAUGGUGACGGUGGAUCUAGGUACUCUUCAAGGGGUGAAUCCGAAGGUGGUAGCUGGAGGAGUUAGGUUUAUUUGGUUGCUGGUCGGUUAUGAUAUUAAGACUUUAGUUUCUAGUCAAGCUUGUUUGGUUCCCGGUUCUCUCGUUAUGGUUAUGAUGUUAUCGUUGUUGCUUUUUUGACCUUUACCGAUGGUUACAUUGGUCUUUUGCUGAAAAAAUUGGAAGUAAUGAAAUGAAGUGUAGUUUCUUCGUUCGCAAA
Molecule: messenger RNA, 765 nt
Organism: Populus nigra (black poplar)
Lineage: Eukaryota; Viridiplantae; Streptophyta; Magnoliopsida; Malpighiales; Salicaceae
Product: glycine-rich RNA-binding protein 7-like
Exons: 2
Coding region: 77-574 (165 amino acids)
Molecular function (GO): RNA binding
Source: RefSeq, a predicted model, not a curated record